AUGGGACCACCAAAUAUAGCGGAUGGAGCACCAGAAAUGGGAGCAAUCGGUCGGGUCGAGCACACCACUACCUGUCCUUCCCGCGUCUCUUUACCUUUUGUACUCCAUCCGUCGUCUGAUCGGCCGUCACAAAAUGAACAUCAAACACUACUCAUACGACAAAUACACACGACCAAUUCGACACAAAAAGUGCUGGACAUAAAGCAACAAAAGCAGCAACGUGUUUCACGUGCCGUUGAACGUAUCUUACGUCUCAUUUGCUCAAAACAUCUUUCAGAAGUGAUGAAUGAAAUUCCAACCGCUUCAUCGCCAACACCAUCAUCAUCAGCACCGGCAGAAUCAGAAAAACAAGCCGCAAAACGAAGUGCCAGCAAUGCAAACAGCGAUGAACAAAGUGAUUGCGAUCCAAAGAUAAAAAUGCCGAAAAGUGAGGUGGAAGUUGUAGUGAGCGAAGAUAAUGAUUUACAAAGCAGGCAACCAUCCAUGGAUAUAAUAUCGGAGCAAAUUAUUUCACCUUACGAUACGGCUGACUUGGUGCAUGCUAAUGAAAAAUCGCUCGCACAAGUUUUUGGUUCCUCAAUCCAAGCGCCUUUGAUAACUGCUGCAGAUAUCAAUCGUAUGAAUCGUGAACGAGGUUUGGAAAUUGUCGCAAUGGCAGGUCGAUAUGAAGCAUUGGUGGAUAGUGCUUCACGUUCACCAGCUGCAAAUAUGGAGCGUAAUAAAAUUUGGCGCAAAAUAACGGAGGAAAUUAAUAAAAAAUAUUCCCAUUUAAAUACGUUAACUUUUGAGCAAUGCAAAAAAUUAUGCAAAUAUUACAAGCGUAAAGAUCCGACCAAUUAUGGACUUGCAUUCCAUGCUGUGCAUUCCGAUUUAAUUCCAAGUACAUACAAGGAACAGCAACAGCAGCAAGCUGCAGCUGCAAUUGCAGCAGCUGGUAAUGCGGCAGCUUAUGUGACCACAAAUGGACAAAUUGAUGAACCGAUCGAUGUUGAUGAAUUACUUGAAGCGAACGAUGUAGUAGAUGGUAUUUGUUGUGAUACAAAUACGUUAAAAAUGAAACAAGCAGAAGAGAAUACUCCUUUACCGAUGGAAGAUAUUGUACGAGAAGAUGAUAAACCAUCAAAAGAUCUUUUACAAUUUCUUGCACAAUGCUCAGCUUCUUCAUCGUCCAGCUCAACUGAUGGCUUAGUAUUACCUGGACAGCAAGCUGCUGCAGCUGUUGCUGCUGCAACAGUCAUUGCAAAUCAACAGAAGAAGGAACGUGGGCAAUAUGUUUGCAAAUUAGCUGAAACAUUUAACGGUGUCUUUGAUAGCCAUUCAAGGUUAUAUCAUAUUAAUGCUGAACGUAAUCAAGUUUGGAAACAGAUCACCGAUUCAACCAAUGAAAAGUAUGGAUCUGAACUGGGUGAUUUAACGAUAGAGCAAACUAAGAAACUUUAUGCAAAUUACAGGCGGAAAUCUCAAAUGAUUUCUUUUACUAACAAUGGUAGUGGGACUUGUGGUAUAUCACGAUCCGAUACGGGUAGCAUUAAUGGAGCUGCUUCGGCUGAUCUGGAUUCGGAUGCAUCAUCGAGUAAUUCUGAUUUGCUAACACGUUUGGUAACUCCGGUGUCAAAUGGAACAGGUGCCACCAGUGGUACUUCUCAAAUACGGGCUGGUUCACCAACUCUUUUACCUCGAUUGACAUUAAGAGAUCGAAAAUCUAAUAUCGAUUUGAAAAAUGGGUUCGUGAAUCAUGCUGGUAAUGUUGGUCAGCGUAUUUCAGCGAAUCCCGGUCUGUCAUCAGUGGAAUUAUUGGCCAUUAUCGCUGAUCGUGAUGCUGAAAUUAAACAAUUAAAAAAUGAAUUAUUGCAGAAAUCAGUUGAACAUCAGCUUCAAAUAUCACGUGUUUUGGAAAAAGUAUCGGAUCUGGUAAAGACUGCAGUAAAUACCAAUGUACAACGGGAAAUAAUGUCAGCAAUGACUGGGGUUGCUGGUUUCAGCGGUUAUCAUGAUAAUGGUUAUUGUGAUAAGAGUUACGAUGAUGAUAGCGAUUUGUAA
Messenger RNA from Acanthocheilonema viteae, 2040 nucleotides. The record is from the annotation of a GenBank genome assembly. Lineage: Eukaryota; Metazoa; Nematoda; Chromadorea; Rhabditida; Onchocercidae.